AAUACAAAGUUUAUUUAAAAAGUUAAGAUCAUAAAUAAGCACAAAAAAAAGCACAGUCUGGAAUGAUUUACUCAUUAACUGCGCAAAACAAUUGUAUCAGAUAUUGCAAUAUCUGGAGUAGCAUAUCAUAGAAGAUGUCUCCCCAAAUAUCACCCAACCACAUCUCCUACACUACAGUCAUCUGUACUCUCUGUAGUGUUAGUAGCUUCAUCAACACUACUGGAAGCUAUGAGAACGUCAAGUCCACAGGCAUUUGCCAUUUUACUGUUUCAAAAAAUAAUUUAACUUUUACAGAAAAACUGUUUGCAGAGAAAAACUGAAAAACACUAUCACUUGGUUUCUACCAACUUUGUGGCUUAUUUCAGUAUCCACACUGUAUUUUCAGCGGUUGCAUUUUCCAGUUUUCAGCUAAACCCGAUGCUACAAUGAAUGUGGUGAGAAUGAGAAACUAAAGCUAAAUAGAGUACAUGAGUAUUCCAGGAAUGUUUCAGUCCAUUAACCUUUGUGUCGUGGUCAUGCUGACCAAUCUGUGGGAAACAUAAUGUAUAUUUGGCGCAAAAAGCAUAUUCUCCAAAAUGGGAAAUAAUCGUUGUGUUUUUGUAAUCCUAAACUACAAGAAAAGGCAUUGGCUGUAUAAAGCCUGCAUAACAUUGAGACAAUAGUGUUUCAGUCAUUUAAUAAUAUUACCAUCAAUUACAUUUAAAAAGUUAGUCUGUCUCUGUUUAAAGAGCCAAAUAAUCUGCGUAAGCGGUUUUUCCCUCUUGUGUCUAAACACGUGUUAAAUUAGCUUCGCUGACUAUUGUAUGAUAAUAUAUUUUUAAAGGGAUCAAAUAUACAUUUGAAAUAACUUCAUAAAGUACAUAAGGCGAAAGAAGGUUUUCAUAUCAUUAAUAUAGAUGUUUGAUAAGCAAUGUUAACUCUGCGUCAUUGCAUCGUUGGGUGCUUUGCUUAACACCACAACAAGGAUCUGGAGAUAUUUCCAGUUCCAAAUAGCUAAAAGUCGUUGCAAUUAAAACACUUAUGUCUAAUUAGGCCAAAAGCCUCGAGGGAUCCCGGCAUAAAAACGAUGUCCACUGGACAGAGAAUGUCCAAUUGACUCCCUAAUGAAUUUAAUGCCAAAGCUCCUAACAACCUGCGCCUCAUUAACUUGAGUAGUCUACAGCGGGAGGACGGGCAAAGAAGCUUCAGAGCUGCAGAUAGAUCAAUAGUUUUGCAAACAGGACUUUAACUUAAGUAGCUUUCAUUUAACUGAUGCGUUACUUUUUGGGCCAUUCUUUUGCAGCAUCACUGUCUGAGGACCAGUCUCACACCCCGCCUUCUCCCCGCGCGUCUCGGUGCUGUGCCCGCGAGGAGACGGUGAUUGGUUCUUAAGUCAUCUAACAUGAAGUCUGGGGUGAUAAGAGGACUUCAAUUACAAUCCCGGGCCCGCGCGAAGAACGCCUGUCCGUUUAUUAUUCAUCACCGACAAGGUUCACGCGCCGAUAAAGCGAUGACCAGAUUAAAAGUACGUGCAUUUUUGGAAAACCACGCACAGCGCACAAUGAGAAAGAAAAAGCCGUCUGUUUAUGACUUUAGAGUGAUUUAAAAAUAUAAUUGAGCUUCUUGGAAAUCAAGUACAUAUUUAAAUUGUUGUAAUAUGAAUGUGAAAAGAUAAACAUCAGACCUUUAGCUUUUUUUUCUGAAUUAGGCAUUAUUAAAUGUAACAUGCGCUUUAUAAAACGACAAGGGCAAAUAUGCUGCAAUAAAACAGGCCCCAAACAUAGUAUUGAAGAACUAUGGAAUACCACGUUAACAUCUCAAAGGGUCUUACGAUGUUAAUUAUAAUAAUAGGCCUAUAGUCUUAUUAUCGUUCAUCACAUUUUAUAAUUACACGCGUGCUAAAACUUGCACUGCAGGUGCGUGUAGUGCGCAUCCAUUCUAGGAGGAAUUGUUAUCCGUUCUUAAAUUGUGCAAUGGCAUGAAAUGGGUCAAAUAUGGUAGUAAUAUGAUGUUAGUUUAGCCGAUAGAAUAUUGGGGAAAUUAGUAGGCCAAAUUUGUAUGGGAAUACAAUAAACCACAUUUCAGUGAGGGGAAGGUUGUUGCUCUUAAUCCGAUAUCCGAGGGAAAUUACUGGGUUUAAUUUGAACUAUUCACUACUGUCACGAUACACCAAGAUGAAAUCACUAGGCACAAAAUGACAAACAAAAAGCAUUUCCUUUAAGACAAGUGGUUUGAAAUGUUAACAACUUCUAGCCUAUUAGACUGGAGAGAAAAAAAUACUCAAAAUCAGGAAAACAUAAUGAUAUGCUAUUUUAUGGAGAAAAAAACACAAAUAUUAGAAAUAUUGUACACUCACUGAACAUUCGAUUUAUCUCGUUAACCUGAUUAUCACACACCGUGUUGAACCCGCAGCCUGGAGACGCGCUUUCUAAUAAAAUUGGUCUUUCUUGUUUCUUGACGCAUAAAUGUCAUAAAACAUCAGUCAAAAUAUUGCUUGGUAUACAUAAAUUAGCAACUCACUAGAAAUAUGCAAAUGCACGAAUAGUCCAAUAAUUCAUACAUACGAUAAAUGUACAACAUUUAAAAAACGUAUUGGUUUCAUUGUCAAAAGAGAUUAAAACAUUAGUGCUGAUGUUUAUAAAGUAGUAUCAAGCCUCAUUAACUGCCAUAGAAAAACAAAAGGGUUCCAAAUUGAUGCCAUUCAGACAUGAAGCGAGACAGUAAAUAAACACUUCCCUUGCCAGGUAUCCAGCAUCACUCAAUGCGCAACCUAUUCUCCUUUAAAUAUUUCCAUUUUAUAUUGUGCACGUGCACACCUGAAAAAAAAAAGGCUAGGUCAAGGCAAAAGAGACACAGCUGUCUUUAAAACGUAUUAAAUAUACUUCGUAGAAAAGAGCACAAAGUGUGUAUACGAAAAGGAACCGUUUAUCUUCCUAUAUCUCGACCUGGGAGCAGAGGCUCCGCGCGCAGGAUGUUGGAGAGCGAAAGUGUGCCUCUCGUGAAAGAGUGCUUCUCGGAGAGGCCUCUGAUUGGCUGGUUGCACUGACAGCUCCGCCGUUGAUUGCAGGAGGAGAAGCCCGACCCCUUUCACUCUUCUAGGGGACCAUUCAUAAACUACACAAGUCCAGCUCGCACAGCUGAGUGUGGACAACAGUGGAACAAGGUAGGAGAAUAACGCGUAGUUUUCACGUGCAACCGAACGGACAAGGAGAGAUGAGUGGUCACGACCAGAGCUUUAUCCUUUAGGGUCUGCAAGCGCGAGGACACGGACGGUAUUAUACUGUACACUGAGCCCACCCCAUUCUGGGGCUGCCUACUGCAUAUGACUUGGACUGAUAUUUAGUAGCCUAUUACGUUGCAUCCCUAUCGGUUUCCUUCCGACACUGUCUGACGUCCAUCCGCUGUGUACGCAAAAAAAGUUUAAUUAUAUAUUUUUUCCAUUGCUUGGGGAAGAGCGUUUCGCCUCUGGCUUUACCGGUAAGCAUUGGAUCCGUCAACGUACUGCGACUCUCCGGUGUACAGCCCGGACCUCUGCCCAAACAUGAUCGCGACGCAGGCAAAGCUGGUCUACCAGCUCAACAAAUACUACAGCGAGAGAUGCCAAACUCGAAAAGCGGCCAUUGCAAAGACUAUCCGGGAGGUGUGUAAGGUAGUGUCGGACGUCCUGAAGGAGGUCGAGGUCCAGGAACCCCGGUUCAUCUCCUCUCUCAGCGAGAUAGAGGCGCGCUUCGAGGGGAUGGAGGUCAUAGCCCCCAACGAGUUCGAGGUGGUCCUCUACCUCAACCAGAUGGGAGUGUUCAACUUUGUUGACGACGGUUCUCUGCCCGGCUGCGCUGUACUGAAGCUGAGCGACGGCCGCAAAAGAAGUAUGUCUCUCUGGGUCGAGUUCAUAACGGCCUCGGGCUACCUUUCCGCCCGGAAGAUCCGUUCAAGGUUUCAGACUCUGGUGGCGCAAGCGGUGGAUAAGUGUAGCUACCGUGACGUGGUUAAAAUGGUUGCAGAUACAAGUGAGGUAAAACUAAGGAUCCGGGAGAGAUACGUGGUUCAGAUCACCCCUGCGUUCAAGUGCACAGGGAUCUGGCCUAGGAGCGCUGCCCAGUGGCCCAUGCCCCAUAUCCCCUGGCCUGGUCCGAACCGGGUGGCCGAGGUCAAGGCCGAGGGCUUUAACCUGCUCUCCAAAGAGUGCUAUUCGUUGACCGGGAAACAGAGCUCGGCUGAGAGUGACGCCUGGGUCUUGCAGUUCAGCGAGGCCGAGAAUAGGCUCCUGAUGGCGGGAUGCAGGAAAAGAUGCCUCUCGGUCCUGAAGACUCUCCGCGACCGUCAUCUCGAGCUACCCGGUCAACCACUCCAGAGCUACCACAUGAAGACCCUGCUGCUGUAUGAGUGUGAGAAACACCCGAGAGAGACCGACUGGGACGAGUCCUGCCUCGGAGAUCGAAUCAACGGAAUUCUGCUGCAGCUCAUCUCGUGUUUGCAGUGCCGCAGAUGCCCCCAUUAUUUCUUACCAAAUUUGGACCUGUUUCAGGGGAAGCCCCACUCGGCCCUGGAAGCUGCCGCAAAGCAGACGUGGAGACUGGCGAGGGAAAUCCUCACUAAUGCAAAAAGUUUGGACAAAUUAUAAACUGUUGAAUUGUCUUAUUGUGAUACUAUUGCUAUUUAGGGCCGAGGUGACGUUUUUUGAGAUCACUUCAGAGUGGAGGAAAACGUCAUGAUCUUGGUUUCUCCGAGCAAUGUGAAACAAUUGAGAAAUUAAAAACAAGCAAACAAAAAACCCUUUUACAACGGAGUGUAAUGGGACAUUCAGAGAGGGAGAACGUGAAGGUACAUUAAGCUAAAUGUAAUACUUUUUGUUGUCGUUUUGUUUUAAAAUGUUUUCACAAAGUGAAUAAAUGUUUAUUUAAAAUUAUAUGCACAAAAUCUUUAAGUGAAAGAAUAAAAAUGUAGUGUGCCAAGUUCCAAUUUUUCAUUACGUGACCUUAAACUGAAAUGUUAAUAAAACUAAAGAAAAUUACAUUACAA
Molecule: messenger RNA, 4998 nt
Organism: Oncorhynchus kisutch (coho salmon)
Lineage: Eukaryota; Metazoa; Chordata; Actinopteri; Salmoniformes; Salmonidae
Product: protein mab-21-like 2
Exons: 1
Coding region: 3521-4600 (359 amino acids)
Source: RefSeq, a predicted model, not a curated record